Molecule: messenger RNA, 2271 nt
Organism: Myripristis murdjan (pinecone soldierfish)
Lineage: Eukaryota; Metazoa; Chordata; Actinopteri; Holocentriformes; Holocentridae
Gene: nudcd1
Product: NudC domain containing 1
Exons: 10
Coding region: 143-1900 (585 amino acids)
Source: RefSeq, a predicted model, not a curated record
UUAAAAUGGUGCCGGGUGACACCAAACAGGAAACGCGUGUCUCAUCUCGCUCUGCACAGAAUUUGUUUUAUUUUGUUGUUGUUGUUGUUGUUUUUCCUCUUCCUGCUUGUGAGUUGAGUAAGUCAGACACGCUUUCCAAAGCAUGGCCGCAUCAAAUUAUUCGCUGAAGGUCAACAGGGAGCUUUUGGACCCUAAUUUUGAAAGUUACAGGCUGUCUCUGGACGCCAUAGCGACUUACAACGUUGAGCUGGAUGCUGCUGUGGAAGAGGUGAAGCUGAAGGACAGCCAGUACACCCUGGAGCAUGUCCGUGCUUUUGGCAUGUACAAUUACCUGCACUUAGACCCCUGGUACGAAGACAGUGUUUUCUUUGUGGACUGCAAAGGACGGGUUCUCAAUCUCACUGUCACACUGGACACGGCCCUGGGGAAGCCCAGAGAGGUCUACCGUAUGACCGCCGACUCCAGCCAGUGUGAGGAUCGCCUGUGUGCCUCCCUCAGCCUCACCUCGGCGACCUGGGCCGCCCUCUCCGACGGCACCGGCAGGCUCUUCCUCCUCCGCACCAGCAAGAGAGGAGAGAGCUCUCAUAUCAAGUGGGAGCCGCUGUUCAGUGAAGAGCUGGGCGAGCCUUUCACCAUCCUGCACAGCGUGUCCCAUGUCCAGGCCGGGGUCCACGCCAUGGAGGUCCUGCUGCUCCGCAUCCAGAAGGACUCCGAGGAAACCAGGGGAAGCGGAUAUUCUGUGUCUCUUGAAUGGGUCACGGUGGGCAACACGGCCGGACAGGGCCAGGAGAAGAAGUACGAGGUGAGGAAGAGGAGGGUCCUAAUGGGGAAGUCGGUGCCACAUUAUGCAGCAGUGGAGCCGCAGGGUAAGGGGCUGAUGGUGGCCUCAGAGAAGCCCUUCGUCUUCACGCAUGUGGACGGCCGGCCUGUGGACCAGCCCGCGGCGGAGCCCAUGGAGGUGGAGACAACAGAUCCCAUUUAUUUCUGGCAGCAGACAGCGGAGGAUAUCACGGUAUCUGUGCGCAUGCCAGAGGGCGUCACCAAAGACGAGGUGCAGUUCAGCCUGACGGCGGACAACGUGCGCGUCGGAGUGCGGGGUUUCUCUCCCUUGCUGCAGGGUCAGCUGUACGCACCCGUCGACCCCGAGGCCAGCGCCUGGAUCAUCAAAAACAACAAAAGCCUGGAGUUGACCCUGCAGAAGCGCAGUGAAGGACCUAUGUGGCCUGAGCUGGUGAUGGGUGACAGCAGGGGCGAGUACGUGAUGAGCGAUGAGCAGGCAGCUCUCAUCCACGAGAGACUGACCCACCUCACCUCUGAAGACCUGAAUGCUAACCCUGACAGGGACAAGCCCCCUUGCAACUCGCAGGAGCUGGAGGACUGCGACGGCUUCCCAGAGGACAGCUCCAGCCUCACACACUUUGACGGGGAGUCACUGAAGCCCACUCAGGUGGUGAAUCUGGGAAGUCACCAGUACCUCUUCACAGUGGACGUGAACCCAUCUGAAAUGCCUUGCCUCUGCCUCCGACACGACGUCGACGCCCUGGUGUGGCAGCCGCGGCCCGACCAGCCCAGCAACAUGUGGGAGCACAUUGCCACAUUCAAUGCCCUGGGCUACGUCCAGGCGUCUAAACGGGAUAAGAAGUUUGCCACCUGCGCUCCAAACUUUUCUUACGCAGCCCUGGGCGAGUGCCUCCGCCGCGCCUUCAUCUACAGGCAGCCGUCGCCUGUCGACACUGUCCUCUUCAACAGGAAGCAGGGCCGUCAGGUGGGACAGGUUGCCAAGCAACAGGUGGCCAGCCUGGACUCCAACGAACCGAUCUUGGGCUUCAGGGCGACCAAUGAGAGACUGUUUGUCUUGACCUCCAGUAACCUUUUUGUUCUUAAGGUCAAUAAUAAUUAGAUUUGGGACUCUGUUAGGUUUAAAAUUUCAUCUCCUCAACCCCUCGAGCGCUUGACCAUUCCAAAAUAAAGAUUAUCUGCUGCAGCUGCAUAGUAACGGUCUGCAGCUUGUGUUAUUAUGUCCUGUGUCAGUGUGUGCUGCAUUGUGCAUCCUCGAGUUACCAUGUUUUCAUGUCUUUUACCAAAUUUCCAUGUGUCACAGUAUAAAUGUAAAUGCAUUGAUUUGUAGGAAUAAUAAGUGGUGAGAAAAUAACUGAAUGUGAUAAAUGCUACGGGUCGUGAAUAAUAAUGUUCAGUUGUGCAGAAUUGUCCCAGUAAAUCCGGUGCAAAAUGAAUGGAAUGUAAUUUCUCAAAUAAAACAAAUCCAAUAAA